Gadus macrocephalus (Pacific cod) is the source of this 3278-nucleotide messenger RNA. RefSeq names its product TBC1 domain family, member 22a (gene tbc1d22a). The record is from RefSeq and is a predicted model, not a curated record. Gene Ontology annotation, biological process: activation of GTPase activity. The transcript has 13 exons. Gene Ontology annotation, molecular function: GTPase activator activity. Bases 165 to 1778 code for a protein of 537 amino acids. NCBI's taxonomy places the organism in Eukaryota, Metazoa, Chordata, Actinopteri, Gadiformes, Gadidae.
UGUCUGCUCACAGAAAGCCUCGGCAGCAGCGGCAGCAUCAACAUGGCAGCUUUCUGAGUGUUUAGAGGAGGUAGAGGUGUCAAUAAAAACAUUAAUUCACUCUUUAGAGGCAACGACAUCGCUCGGUUACUCGCGUUGGGCAGAGGUCGGCCUACAGCGGGACAAUGUCGAGCGACGGGAAUAAUAAAAAGCAGUUCUGGAAACGGAGUACGAGCAAGGUUCCCGGCAGCAUCCAGCAUGUGUACGGUGCUCAGCACCCCCCCUUCGACCCCCUGCUGCACGCCAAUCUGAUCAAGGCGGGGCCCAAGCCGGCCCCCGUGACCCCGGGCGGUAAGCCCAAGAAGGCCACCACCUUCCAGGAGUUCGAGAGCAUCACCAGCGACGCCUGGGAGGUGGGCGACGACGACGACGACGAGCUGCUCGCCAUGGCCGCGCACAACCUCAACAUCGAGGUCGUCAUGGAGACCGCCAACAAGGUGAUCGAGAACCACAGCAAGCAGCAGGAGAGGCAGCGGCGGGACGACGAGACGGAACGCCAGGAGGAGGACGAGCAGGAGGAGCAGCAGCAGGAGGAGGAGGAAGAGGAGGCCACCGCCGAGGAGGAAGAGGAGGAGCAGCAGGAGGAGGGAGGGUCGUGUCGAGGGGAGGGGACGGAGGAAGAGGCCGCCAGCACUGAGACGUCGUUGGGUCCCCACGGCGACAGCCGGCUCGUCAAGUCCCACAGCGAGGCUCCCAUUGGCUCUCCCAGAGACGAGGCGGCGGAGCGAGGGCCGCUCCACCGCCAGCGCUCGCUGCCCCCCCGGCCCCCCCUCAUCCCCAUGGUGGCGCGCAUCGCCGACCAGAACACCAGUGGCUCCCCCGUCAUGACGGAGCGGGAGGCCUCGCGCCUCGACAAGUUCCGCCAGCUCCUCGCCGGGCCCCACACCGACCUGGAAGAACUCCGGAAACUCAGCUGGUCUGGCAUCCCGCGACAGGUUCGACCAAUCACAUGGAAGCUGCUCUCGGGUUACCUCCCUGCCAAUGCAGACAGGAGAGAGUGCGUUCUCCAGAGAAAGAGACAAGAAUACUUCGGCUUCAUCCAGCAGUACUACGACUCCAGGAACGACGAGCACCACCAAGACACCUACAGACAGAUCCGUAUAGACAUUCCUAGGAUGAACCCAGAGCGAUUGGUUAUGCAGCCCCAGGUGACCGAGAUUCACAUUGACAUACCGAGAACUAAUCCUCUUAUUCCUCUCUUUCAACAAGCUUCUGUCCAAGAGAUCUUCGAGCGUAUCCUCUUCAUCUGGGCCAUCCGCCACCCGGCCAGCGGCUACGUCCAGGGCAUCAACGACCUCGUCACGCCCUUCUUCGUGGUCUACGUCUUCGAGUACAUCGAGGAGGAGGUGGAGAACUUUGACGUGUCCAGUCUGCGGGAGGAGUCACUGCGGAACAUCGAAGCUGACAGCUUCUGGUGCAUGAGCAGACUGCUGGACGGAAUACAGGAUAACUACACGUUUGCCCAGCCCGGGAUUCAGAGGAAAGUCAAAGCCCUGGAAGAGCUGGUCAGCCGGAUCGAUGACUCCGUGCACCUCCACAUGCAGCAAUACGAAGUGGAGUAUCUGCAGUUUGCGUUUCGUUGGAUGAACAACCUGCUGAUGAGAGAGCUGCCGCUACGAUGUACCAUCAGACUGUGGGACACCUACCAGGUACACACACACACACACACACACACACACACACACACACACACACACACACACACACACACACACAACCCCCCCCCCCCCCCCAAGUAGAAGGCCUCUCCCAGCCAUCCUAACCCCUACCUGCUACUUAACGACACGUGGCGCCGAGGGAAACCAGAGAAAAUGGAAACGUCGACUGUAAUUGGCGCCGGAUAAAAGCGUCCGCUAAACAGUUUGUCGGAUCGGAAUCGUCCCACACACCGCUGAUGUCCCGCAGGUACGGGGCUUCGUCAAACGGAGCCGAACUCGUUAAGAACACCCGAAUUACAUGCCGUUCACGCUAAUCCCACUCAUACACACAGCUAGACAACAGCUGAACACACGCCUCAGAUGUUUAACUAAUCCGCCGGCUCGCUUACCGCAGGGGCAGGAAGCGUGCCAGCCCAUUGUACCAGAGUCCUGUUUUUAUUUGAUAAGCAAGAUCGCAGAAAGAGUUCUGCGUAAUCGACCGCAUUCUUAACCAAGCCUAACUGAUCUUCCAUUAAUCAUCCGAAUCUUGUGUGUGUAUGGUGGGUAAGCUACGAUUAUGUUAGUGGGCUGGUGCGCGGUGGAAAUACUAUCCGAAUCCUUGUUGUCAUUGUUGUUGUUGUUGUUGAGUGGUUCUGUCUGCGACGUGGACGCAGUUCCAAGAAACCGACCCUGGUUCUAUCUGAAGCUCGCCAGUUUGUCUGCCGAACGCUGAAACGAAGACCACACAAUUUGCUCACUUGGACAAAUCUGUUGAAACCGUACUGGGUUUACUGUAUAUCGAGGGUAGGGAAAAAAAGCAUUUGCAUAUCUCCAAAAGCAAAGAUUGUCAGACUGGAGAAUUUGGCGAAGAGAAAAUGCAAAGUGUAUCAAGCAAAGUGAUUGACAAGCGACCAAAACAACACACUUCCUUUAUCUUCCCCGUCAAAUACAAGAAGUGCAGCAAGCCAAGACUGUGACUGACAACCCUUCCCGUCAAAACGAAAAACACACCAAACUUCUCCUUCGCUCCGACAUCAAAGACACAGACCCCCGAACAUCAGUGGCUGAUGGGCGCGGCCCGGAGAGAGAUCAGUGGAUCAAACGGGCUGAAGUGGGACUAAGAGCAGGGUCAGAUGUUAAUUCCGUAACAACAAGUCCAGACCCGCUAUUGAUUCUGCGGCCCUUUGACACAAACAGCUGGGGUUGUCGUGAGCUUGGCGCGCGCCUCCACGCCACCAGCUUGUUAACCUUAGCGGGCGCCGUCGAUGAAGCCUGAUGCGGAUAUCGACCCGGCCCUCUGGGUGUGUGGAUGUAUACGUCUACAGGCUACAGGCUGCUCUUUGGGUGUGUGUAUGUAUACGUCUACAGCUACCGGCUGCUCUUUGUGUGUGUGUGUGUGUGUGUGUGUGUGUGUGUGUGUGUGUGUGUGUGUGUGUGUGUGUGUGUGUGUGUGUGUGUGUGUGUGUGUGUGUGUGUGUGUGUGUGUGUGUGUGUGUGUGUCUCCAUGCUGCUCUUUGGAUGUGUGGAUGUUUACGUCUACAGGCUGCUCUCAGGGUGUGUGGAUCUAUACGUCUAUAGGCUGCAGGCUGACCAUUUCAGAUC